AGAAUAACACAUCCACACACUCGCCUCUCUUUCCCUCCUCCACGUGUCUCCACUUCCGCCCUCUCCUUCUUUCCACCCUCAAAAAAUUUUCAAAUACUCUGCAUUUACUUUACACGCUUGCAUCAUCGCCAUCACCAUCACCAUCACCAUCGUCCAAUCUUCCAUUCAUCAAAUGGUUUCUGCUUCUGCUCCUGAUUCGAACCCGAUCCGGGGAAUACUCGGCCUCGGCUUCUGGGUUCAGGGCUUCAGGUGCUUUCCAUGGAUGGCUGUCAACUUUUUCUUGAAAGAUGGCCUCAAUGUGGACCCCUCCACUCUUCAGCUCCUCCAGAACUCCGCUAAUCUGCCCAUGGUUGGUAAGCCUCUCUACGGUGUCGUAUCUGAUGCCGUUUACUUCUCCAGCCAGCAUCGUAUCCCUUACAUCGUCUUUGGAGCUUUCUUACAAGCAGUUUCAUGGCUAGCUAUUACAAUCCUCCCACCCUCAACCCUCUCAAUUUUCUGUAUCAGCAUAUUCCUUCUCCUUAGUAAUCUUGGUGCUUCAAUAGCUGAGGUUGCAAAUGAUGCCAUUGUUGCAGAGAUAGGAAAACAGCCCACUACCUCCUCUAAAAAAUCUCAAUCAUCUUCCUCUGGUGAACUCCAGUCAUUUGUUUGGAUUGCUUCCUCUACUGGUGGUGUCCUUGGAAACCUUCUGGGUGGAAUAGCCAUUACCAGAUACUCCCCCCAAGUUAUGUUUCUCUUUUUUGGACUAAUACUUUCUCUCCAAUUUUUCAUAACCAUUACUGUCCGUGAAAGCUCUCUUAGCCUCCCCAAGAGUUCAACAAAUGUUGGGAUUAUGAAACAGCUUUCGCAGCUCUCUGUUGCAUUAAAAAAACCUGAGGUUGCUUACUCAAUAGCAUGGUUUGCUGCAUCUUAUGCUGUGAUUCCAGCACUGACAGGAACAAUGUUCUUUUAUCAAACACAAUAUUUGAAGAUUGAUUCAUCACUACUAGGGAUCUCUAAGGUUUUUGGCCAGGCGGCAUUGCUUCUGUGGAGCAUCAUCUACAAUCAUCACUUGAAAACAGUUCCAGCAAGAAAACUAAUUGCGGCCAUUCAGGCAACGAUGGCAGUGUUCAUGGUUUCUGAUGUUUUGUUUGUGAAGGGAUUUUAUCGGAAUAUGGGGGUGCCAGACACAUUCUAUGUCAUUGUUUUCUCAGGCCUCUUGGAGGUCAUGUUCUUUUUUAAGAUUCUGCCUUUUAAUGUUUUAAUAGCACAGCUCUGCCCACCGGGGUGCGAGGGAUCACUGAUGGCCCUUGUGGCAUCUGCAAUAGCACUUGCAUUGAUAGUGAGUGGAUACUUUGGUGUUGCACUUGCAUCUUAUGUUGGGGUCACAGGAGAUGAUUUUUCCGGGUUUCCCCGUGCCCUUCUAAUACAGGCAGUGUGCACACUUUUGCCAAUUUACUGGUCGUCAUGUGUUCCAGAUGAUAAGAAAUCCACCGCUGGUAAAAAGGAUCUGUAAGUAAUUAUAGGGAUUCAAAUGACUGGAUUUCUUUUUUUUUUUUUAGGCUUUUACAAUAUAUAUAUUAUCUCGCUACACAUUCAUGUAUCGAUUAACAAAUAGUAUAUUUAGUUUUAGUUGUAGGCAUUUCCAUGUAAGAUGCUUCUAGGCAAUCUAUUGUACCACUAUGUGUUUCGUGAUCUAUUCUUAUGUAAUUCAAUUA
This is a messenger RNA of Hevea brasiliensis (rubber tree), 1694 nucleotides long. RefSeq names its product probable folate-biopterin transporter 7. Gene Ontology annotation, cellular component: membrane. The record is from RefSeq and is a predicted model, not a curated record. Bases 173 to 1492 code for a protein of 439 amino acids. NCBI's taxonomy places the organism in Eukaryota, Viridiplantae, Streptophyta, Magnoliopsida, Malpighiales, Euphorbiaceae. The transcript is spliced from 2 exons.